AUGGGAUCUGCCAUGCCUCCACCGGCUGCAUCUCGCGCCAAAGCCAGACCGGCUGCCGAGGCAUCUCUCUUCGGUGACGAGCCGCAGGGGGGUCCGGGCACGACGUCCCUGUUUGGCAACAAGCCUCCGCCUACUCCGAUCCGGCCGGGACCUUCCGCAGCCAGCGCCGUGGCAGCUCUCUUCGAUGCGCCCACGUCGCCGACUGCGACUACUGCGACGGAGGCGACUGCUGCGACUGCUGCGACUCUGGCUCCCUCCUCGAAGACGCUAGCAGCGGCCGAGCCUGCGCAGAGCCGCGAGUCGGCGGGCGCUGGAGCCGAGCGACCCUCCCUGUUCGGUGCAAGGAGCGUGAUGGCCUCCAUCUUCGACGACGAUGACACGACCUCGGCGACAUCCUUCUUAGCGAAGCCGGCAUUGGGCCAUCCGGCAGGUGCGGGUCAACCUGUGGAGUCUGUGACACCCGAAGCUCCGAUGGCCGAAGGGGCGGGAACCGCCCAGACUUUCACAGAAGCCGUGGAGCCGACCGUGUCGAAGGCAGCUCCCGAAACGUCUGUGAAGUCGACGGCCGCUGGUCGUUUGGCUGCCCUCCGGCAACGGAUAUCCUCAGGCUCGUCCGGCUCGGACAGCGAUGCUGCAUGGGAGCCAGAACCACCCACAAAGCCAGCUUCAUCUACCAGUCUCUUCGGGGCCCCUCCUGCAGUGUCAGACCCUGUCGGCAAGCCUUCCGGAGCUCUGGGGCCGGGCCCCUCAAAGGACUCGAGCCUCCCUGCCUCGGCUGCACCCAGAAAAGACAGCGAGCGGGAGUUUGCUGCACCGGCAAAGGAGGACGUCAAGGAGGAAAGAGCGGAACCUGUAGAGCAGGCAGCCAUGAGUCUGCCAGAGCCCACUCCCGGCUUGUCAGAAAAAAGGGCUUCGGGCGUCGAAAGCGAGCGGCCCAGCCUGUUCGGUGGAACCAAAGGCCCGAGUGGUCGAACAAUGAACAGUAUCUUUGAUGACGACGACGAUGACGAUUUCAUCAAGCCGGGCCCUUUGGCAAAGGCGGGGCCCGGAGCAUCAGGGCCUCCUCGGAGCAGUCUGAGUUCCUUGUUUGGCGAGCCUGGGCCGCCUGGGCCGCCUGGGCCGCCUGGGCCUCCCCUCACGGCACCGCCGACGUCCGCAUCGAGUUUGGCUGAUCCUUUGCGAGCAGGCCAAGGCCCGCUCAAGACGGAACAGAAAAAGGCGGAGGAGAAAGACCAAGAUGUGCAGAGUCCGCCGGACAAGAAAGAAACGCUUCCAGUUGGCACUUGUGUUGUGUGUCCAUCUCUUGCGUCGCAGUGCUGGCUUCGGACACUCUGCGUCUCAAACCUGUCCUUUCGGCUCAGAGCAGUGCGCAGUGGCCGUUGGAUCGAGGUCGGCGCCGUGGCGCUCGGCCCGAAUGAGCGAGGAGGCGCCGAUCGCAGCUUUGGGCGCCGAGGUCUUGCAGCUCCUUGCAGCGGGGCGCUUCGAAGAGAUCCUCUCCGCAUGCGAGGAGCUGGAGCUCUCGCCGUUGUCGCUGGAUCCAAGCACUGCGCCGCCCUCACCGGAACAGGUGGAGCAGCAGGGCCUCCUGUGCGCCGUGCACUUGCUGGCGUAUCUUUUAGAAGGCCAACUGGAUUCAGCACGAUUCCUUUGGAAGAGGACACCAGCAGCAGUGCAGCAGUAUCCCCAAGCUGCAGCUGCACACCGGGUUCUAGCCGCGCGAUGGCGGAGGCAAUAUGCCGAAGCUUUCGCACAGCUCCAGGCGGGUCCUCCCUGGGACAGCCGCUUGCAGCCACUCGUGGCCGAGGUAGUCGCCAGAAGUCGAGAAGGACUUUUAGAGAAGAUCGGGAAGGCAUACAAGGUCGUGUCGCUGUCAUGCGUCGCCGCCAUGCUGGGCAUUGA
Symbiodinium sp. CCMP2456 is the source of this 1899-nucleotide messenger RNA. NCBI's taxonomy places the organism in Eukaryota, Dinophyceae, Suessiales, Symbiodiniaceae. The record is from the annotation of a GenBank genome assembly.